Messenger RNA from Aureobasidium melanogenum CBS 110374, 651 nucleotides. RefSeq lists its product as uncharacterized. The record is from RefSeq and is a predicted model, not a curated record. Lineage: Eukaryota; Fungi; Ascomycota; Dothideomycetes; Dothideales; Saccotheciaceae. The transcript has 2 exons. The coding region runs from base 1 to 651 and encodes 216 amino acids.
AUGCGCAAGAAAAAUCGAACUCUUGAGUGUAGCCCUUGCAGCAACAUCAACUCGGAUCAAUACAUUAUUCAUCUUCUUCGGGAGGAAGAAAUGAUUGAGGCUAUCCAGAUGGUCGAUCCCGAGACUGCUGCAAACUUGGGCGAGAAGCUGGAAGAAUGUCUGCAAAAGCCAUGGCACUACCUCGACAAAUCGAACACGGUGUCCGAGGAAGAGAGACUGGAGUCUUUUCGCAAGAUCACGAAAGAGACCGAGGGAGCCAAAAGACAUGAAGAUGUUGGGGAACCAUCUGAAAAGGAUAACCACGAACAUGAAGUCCUCGAAGGAUCCUCAUCACCACCUCGCCCCAGAAAAGAUUCCUGCAACGAAGAUUUGGCCAACACCGUCACCACCAUCAUUCCAUACGACGAAAAAGACAAGGAAAUCGCUGCAGGCAAGACGUUCAACGAUCUCAGAUUAUUCGGUGUGUUCCAGAGCCCAGAAAAUCAAUUCAACUACCACAAUAAGACGAGACAGCAGGACUCGUUGCGCCGUUUGCCUGAUCAUCUUGCAUAUCGACCUUUAGAUGCUGCGAGGAUCUUUGCUGAUAAGUCGGAUAACUAUCUUUGGAAGAUGGCUGCGAAGAGAAUUCGUAUCAUUGUUACACAGCAUUGA